Gryllus bimaculatus (two-spotted cricket) is the source of this 805-nucleotide messenger RNA. Lineage: Eukaryota; Metazoa; Arthropoda; Insecta; Orthoptera; Gryllidae. The record is from the annotation of a GenBank genome assembly.
AUCAGACUCGGUUCGCCGCGUCCGCACGAUGUCGUUGGCUGUAGACCAGUCCACCGCCAAGUGUUGUUCUCUCUUGACUGCCCAGCUGUACUUGAAAGCGGCUAUUGAUCAUACUGCCUUCUGCGCAUGCGUGCGUCUAUUUAGUACUAUACAGGUUAAUAGAGUGAAGUAUGACUUUGUUCGUGUCAGAAGUUUUGCUGCAAUGACUGAAAAACAUAGUGGUUCCGCUGGCAACAUGUGAUCUGAACAAAAAGCAAUGAUUCGUUUUCUGUGGUCAUGUAGUGUGUCGGGGCUGAAUUUUUAUCGAACUGAAACGAAAAAUUCGCUCCAAUCGACGAGGACCUUUUGCCUUAGAAAGACUUGAUGCUGCAUGUCAAUGCACACCCAGAAACGGUGCACCAAACGGUUGCAACUGUUGAGUGUUUGGGUUUUGAGGCGACCGAAGACCCAGCCUACUGGACAAAUCUUGCUUCAUCUGUCUACAAUCUCUUUGGACCUUUCAAAGAUGAUUUACGAGGUCAGACAAUGAAGUUCAGGCAGUGGAGCUGUUAUGAUCGACGUUCUUUCGGAUCCAUAGAAACCCGCGCUCCGUGAAUCGCUAGUAGUAGCGGCGGCACGGCCAAGAUACGCGCCAUCGCGCUACUGUCGAGGAACGAGUUUACGCCAGUGCUGUAUAAUGGGCCAGCCAGCACCGGGAAGGCAGUUCCGGCAGUACAGUGAUUAGCGAGAGUACAUAGUUCCAGUCAGUGGAGACUACGGUAGCUUACGCCGUACUAGGGAGACGGAGACGGGAUCCGGCCAUCAC